Molecule: messenger RNA, 2817 nt
Organism: Effrenium voratum
Lineage: Eukaryota; Dinophyceae; Suessiales; Symbiodiniaceae
Source: the annotation of a GenBank genome assembly
AUGGUUUUGAUGCUGGAAUUGAAGCUUUGUCCAAUGCUGGCAUUAUGGUCAUUAUCGAUCAGCAAGAGCGAUUCUCUGAGGCAUGUGUCCAGGGCAGGAUACUGUUGCCACUGGUCGCAGGAUGAAGGGCUCUGGUAUGUGCCUGGCUACCCAGAGGAAGUCUGGAUAGACAGCCUGGUCAACAUAACCAGAAGGUACAGAGACAAUCCCUACGUGGUAGGCAUUGAUUUGCGCAACGAAGUCCACGACUUGCACUCUAACCCGAAGUGGGGCGGCUUCAUGAUGACGUGGGGGGAUGAGAAUCCGAAGACUGACUGGGCAGCUGCAGCAACCAGAGCUGGUAAUCGCGUUCUUUCAGAGAACAAGGACAUUCUCAUAGUCGUGAUGGCACUGUGCUUUGGUAUGGAGCUGCGGCCAAUGCGUGACCACCCAAUCUCCCUGGAUCUUCCCAACCGUGUGACUUACCAGACACACAACUACAUUGAGUACCAGUUCUGGAACUUGAUCCCGCGGGAUCUGGGCAUCUCAUUCGGCACUCUGAGACUCGGUGCAGUCUUUUCUGGUCUUGUUCUGGGCGGCAUUAUCUACUUUUUGACUAGCAGCUGGAGGAGGUGCGGGGCUCCGCUUCCCCCUAGACAUCUUCUCCUCAUGUCUUUGGGUGCUUGGGCGAUGUUUUUUUGCCUGUUGCUUGCCUUGGUGGCCUUCGUCACCUACAAGGCUGCCUGCAUCUACUGCAAAUGGGGUGCUAGUCAAGACUUUCUACCGUGGGUCUAUUUUUGGCUGAUUGCAUCUCUUUGUAGCUUUGCUCUACUUGCGGUAUCCUGGCACCAGUCUGGUAUGCCCGGUAGUGUGGCGGAUCUGCAAGUAGAAAGGUAUGUGAUGCGAAGCGAAGAUAGCUGUGAUGAGGAGACUGACAUUUGUCGUUCAACCGGACAAGGAAGGACUAUGAUACCAGCUUGGAACAGAGGCUUAAUGAUGAGACUACAAUGCUUUCUACCUUCUGUCGUCUUGCUUGUGAUCUGCGCAAUGACCCUAUUGGCUGGGAUUGCCGCAGAUUCCUAUUGGUUCUACGAGAGGUGGUUGGACAAGCAGUGGGGCUUUGCACUCGAAGAAGGUCAGCCUUUCACAGCGCCGAUUUGGAUGGGCGAAUUUGGCUAUUUGAACCAUGGCAAAUUCUGGCUUAUGUUCAUGCGCUAUUUGUCCUCUAGAGAUGUAGACUUUGCCUACUGGGCCAUAAAUGGCAUCAAGUACGCAGAAGGCUUCAACGCAGCAGAUGGUGUCUACCAUCCUCUGCCGGGUGGACCCAGAUGGGUUGUCGAGCUCUACGGCAUACUGGGGCCGGACUGGCAGACAGUGAAGAAGGAGCUGCAGAAGAUGGGCCCAGGACAUCCCUGGGAACCUGAGAAGCGGUCUGCAGCUUGUCAAGUUCUCAGCAAUGCGUGGCUGCAGAGGCACGCUGACAAGAUCGACGUGCCAGGCUUGCUGGCAAGGAGGGCUUCCAGAAGUUCCACUCGCAGGUUACCGAAAGCGAUUGAGGAGGUAGAGCGUGCGCUGUGGUGGAAGCACCACACCAGAUCCUACGAUGAUUCUCCAACGGAGGAGCCUCCCCCGUAUGAGCCCCCAGAAGGCAGCGAUACCGCGAAUGACGAAGAUGAGGACUUCGUACCCUUUCAAACCUUUACCACCACCAGGCAUACCCGAAAAACAACAACAACCACAACGACGACAACGACGACCACCACUACGACGUCUACCUCAAGAUUUGGUAAAGCAGUGUCCAGCACGCCGUGGCCCACUGCCAGCGAAGGCAACGGUAGCAAUGCUUUUAAUAUUUCCAUCGACACCAGAUUGGCAAUGCCCAACGCUUCGUCUGUGGCAUGGCAAGCCCCGCAAGGCAAUGCCAGCAAUGCCAGCAAUGGCAUCAAUGGCAGCAAUGCUUCUGGGGCAGGCAGUGCCAGCUUUGCGGCACCAAACUCCACUAACUUCACGACUGCGGCCAACCUCAACUAUACAGCCAGCGCAGGCGCAGCGAACAUCACAAGCGUGAUGAACGCCACUGCAAAUGCCACAAACGCUGCGACGGCUGCAGAUGUUGCAAAUGCCACAGCGAAUGCCACAGCAAAUUCCACGACGAAUGGCACAAACGCCACAAAUGCCACGAACGCAACGAAUGCUGCGCCGAACAAGACGUGGGACCCACUACUGCCUUUCGGGGUGCUGCCAAAUACGACCGCCAACGGCGAGAGAGCAGCAAUGAACGUUUCCAACGACACCAGAUUGGCAAUGCCCAACGCUUCGUCUGUGGCAUGGCAAGCCCCGCAAGGCAAUGCCAGCAAUGCCAGCAAUGGCAUCAAUGGCAGCAAUGCUUCUGGGGCAGGCAGUGCCACCUUUGCGGCACCAAACUCCACUAACUUCACGACUGCGGCCAACCUCAACUAUACAGCCAGCGCAGGCGCAGCGAACAUCACAAGCGUGAUGAACGCCACUGCAAAUGCCACAAACGCUGCGACGGCUGCAGAUGUUGCAAAUGCCACAGCGAAUGCCACAGCAAAUUCCACGACGAAUGGCACAAACGCCACAAAUGCCACGAACGCAACGAAUGCUGCGCCGAACAAGACGUGGGACCCACUACUGCCUUUCGGGGUGCUGCCAAAUACGACCGCCAACGGCGAGAGAGCAGCAAUGAACGUUUCCAACGACACCAGAUUGGCAAUGCCCAACGCUUCGUCUGUGGCAUGGCAAGCCCCGCAAGUGCCGGGCAAUGCCAGCAAUGGCAUCAAUGGCAGCAAUGCUUCUGGGGCAGGCAGUGCCACCUUU